AUGAUACCAGGCGAUUCUUCCUCGCCUACGGCGCAGCAAACCAUCUUCGGAUGGGUCCUCUGUGGUCCUAUGUCAGCAGCCGAGACACCUGUUUCAGCACAUGCACAUCAUUGUUCACCGGAUCAAGAAUUACAAGAUCUUCUUUCCAGACUUUGGACACAAGAAGAAAUUCCUAAGUCGACUACAGCAGAGUUAACUGAGGAGGAAGAGGAGUGCGAACGACACUUUCUAACGACUAUUCACGAGAUGCAACGGGCAGAUAUGUGUACUUUUCAACAAUUUUACGGAAACUUUCUAGAGGAGUAUUUGAAGAUGGGUCACAUGAAAGAGGUUGACGCCUCCUCCGAUCAGACUUCUGUGGUGAAUUAUCUCCCCCAUCAUGGGGUACUACGAGAGAAUAAUCGAACCACGAAACUCAGGGUGGUUUUUAACGGAUCCAGCCCUACCAGCAAUGGCCUCUCGCUAAACGAUAUUCUACACGCCGGUGCCAAGCUUCAAAUUGACAUAUGCGAUAUUCUGCUUUGGAUACGACGAUUGGAACCUACUGAGAAAUUAUGGAUCGGAUCGGAACAACAGCUUCUCGCCUACUGCCUUACCACAGUGACUUACGGAUUACGAUGUGCACCCUUCCUGGCGUUGAGAGCUCUAGAGCAAUUGUUGAAAGAGGAAGGUCAUCGUUUUCCUAAAGCGAUCAUUCCUAUGAAGAAAGGCAGAUUCGUCGACAACAUUUAUGGGGGAUCUGAUACGACAUUAGAAGCUAAGGAUAUUAUACAGCAAGUGAAGGGGCUUUGCGAAGCAGGAGGAUUUUCCUUGCAUGAAUGGAGUAGCAACUAUCCUGAUCUUCUCCCUAACUCGGAAGAAGGGGGACCUACCGACAUAGAAAUCGAUCCUACCUUUUGCAAGCUUCUGGGUCUCGUAUGGCGGCCAUUUUCUGACACUCUGCAUUUUUUUUCCACAGUUCCAGGCAAUAUCACCUUCACGAAGAGAGCAAUUGCUUCGGACAUAGCCAAGUUGUAUGAUCCUCUAGGGCUGAUUUCGCCUAUUAUAAUAAGAGCGAAAAUCAUAUUGCAGGAGCUAUGGCUGUUGAAGACUGGAUGGGACGAGCUGAUUCCUGUCACUUUACAAGAGAGAUGGACUGCGUUUUGA
This is a messenger RNA of Temnothorax curvispinosus, 1146 nucleotides long. RefSeq lists its product as uncharacterized. NCBI's taxonomy places the organism in Eukaryota, Metazoa, Arthropoda, Insecta, Hymenoptera, Formicidae. The transcript is spliced from 3 exons. The record is from RefSeq and is a predicted model, not a curated record. Bases 1 to 1146 code for a protein of 381 amino acids.